GCGUGUGAUGAUUCCGUGACUUGCGCAGGAGGGCGGGGAGCCUCGAGAGGGAAUGAAGGAGCAGAAAACGAGCAUCCUCAAAUAACACCGCUUAAAAACGAGACUGAAAGAUUAUUCGCCUGUGAGGAAGUGAAUGACAUUGGCACAUCAGAUAUGUAUUCUGAGGAGUGGAGCAGGAAUCGGCAGGGUAGAGAGAAGUCUGUGAUCACCAAUUUUAGCUUUAGUCAGCUGCCAGAUGAGGAGAAGACGGGAAGGAUCAAACCUCACGGUGCUCAUGACUCAGAGGAAUCCAUUCCUGAUGAUCGCUACCAUGGCAUCUACUUUGCCAUGCUGUUGGCUGGUGUUGGCUUUCUACUGCCAUACAAUAGUUUCAUCACCGAUGUGGACUACCUCCACCGCAAAUUCACAGGCACCUCUAUUGUGUUCGACAUGAGUUUGACGUACAUUCUGGUGGCUCUCAGUGCUGUCAUUGUAAACAACGCACUCGUGGAGAGACUGAGCUUAAACACUCGCAUCUGUGUGGGAUAUCUGUUUGCAUUGGGACCUUUGGUGUUUGUGAGUGUAUUUGACGUCUGGUUGGAGCUGUUUGACACUCAGCAGUCCUAUGCUCUUACUCUGGCUGCAGUUGCCAUUGUUGCAUUUGGAUGCACAGUGCAGCAGUCUAGUUUCUAUGGUUACACUGGGAUGCUGCCCAAGAGGUACACACAGGGCGUGAUGACUGGAGAGAGCACUGCAGGAGUUAUUGUCUCCCUGAGUCGGAUUUUUACAAAGCUGCUUGUGGAAGAUGAGAAGAACAACACCAUCAUCUUCUUCCUGUUCUCUGUCUCAAUAGAGACGCUUUGUUUUCUGUUACACGUGGUGGUGCGACGGACACACUUUGUCCGUUAUCACACCGACAGAGCUCGCCACAGCUGGCUCAAAGGACAGAUUAAUAAUGUUACAACAAAAAAGCACAGCGGCUAUCAGAUACAUUACGACAGCAGCGCAGAGGAAGAGGAUGGAGUGGCGUCAAGCACAGUUGACGAUGCUGAUGCAGUUAAUCUGGGUAACGGUUCCCAUGGAGACGGCAUAUACGUCAGAUUUGAUGUGCCAAAACCAGAGACCAAAAGGAGCUGGAUGAGCGUGAAGGAGCUGCUGGGUCAGAGGUGUGCUGUUGCCAGGGCGAUCUGGCCUUAUAUGCUCUCAAUUUUGGUGACAUAUUUCAUCACACUUUGUCUGUUCCCUGGUUUGGAGUCAGAGUUACGCAACGAUACACUGGGAGAAUGGCUGCCUAUUCUCACCAUGGCUCUGUUCAACAUGGCAGACUUUGUGGGCAAG
This is a messenger RNA of Labeo rohita (rohu), 1317 nucleotides long. RefSeq names its product asolute carrier family 29 member 4b (gene slc29a4b). Gene Ontology annotation, cellular component: plasma membrane. Lineage: Eukaryota; Metazoa; Chordata; Actinopteri; Cypriniformes; Cyprinidae. The transcript is spliced from 9 exons. The record is from RefSeq and is a predicted model, not a curated record. Gene Ontology annotation, molecular function: monoamine transmembrane transporter activity; nucleoside transmembrane transporter activity. Gene Ontology annotation, biological process: nucleoside transmembrane transport. The annotation marks the transcript as partial.